Molecule: messenger RNA, 2762 nt
Organism: Gavialis gangeticus (Gharial)
Lineage: Eukaryota; Metazoa; Chordata; Crocodylia; Gavialidae
Gene: MUL1
Product: mitochondrial E3 ubiquitin protein ligase 1
Exons: 5
Coding region: 219-1286 (355 amino acids)
Biological process (GO): protein ubiquitination; organelle organization
Cellular component (GO): mitochondrion
Molecular function (GO): ubiquitin-protein transferase activity
Source: RefSeq, a predicted model, not a curated record
UCCGCCGGAGCUCGCCUUCCCCCGGAGUCCCCGGGCAUACGGGAACUGGCGCCUCCGGCUCCGGGCCGGGGGAUCAGUCGGAUGCGCUGGGCCAGGACACAUCCCAGCCCAACACGGCGCCUGGUUCUGUCCUGUGUAUUUUCAGAUCAAAUCCACUGUCAACGUGGUUUUCACAAGCUCCCCACUGAAGAGGCACCCACGAAGUCUGACUGUUCGUGAUGGAGAGCGGGGGGCGCCCCUCGACAGGCCAGGUCAUUUUCCUGGUCACCAGUUCGGCUCUCACGGCGAUUCUGUACUCAGUUUACCGACAGAAAUCCAAAGUGGCCCAUAGCCUCAAGGGUGCAAAGAAAGUUAAUCUAGACCAAGACUUGAAGAAUAUCCUUAGGGAAGCACCAGGAAAAUGUGUUCCAUAUGCCGUUAUUGAAGGUGUUGUGCGCUCUGUUAAAGAAACUCUCAACAGCCAGUUUGUGGACAAUUACAAGGGAGUAAUUCAGAGACUGACGCUACAGGAGCAUAAAAUGGUUUGGAAUCGAACAACCCAUCUCUGGAACGACUAUGAAAAGAUCAUUCACCAGAGAACCAACACAACUGCCUUUGACUUGGUGCCUCAUGGUGACUCAGGUGGUGUGGCAGUAAGGGUGAUGAAGCCCAUGGAUGCUGCAGAAAUCAGCUUGGAGACAGUGUAUGAGAAGUUUCACCCUUCCAUCCAGUCCUUCACAGAUGUGAUUGGCCAUUAUAUUAGUGGCGAACGUCCCAAAGGCAUCCAGGAAACGGAAGAGAUGCUGAAGAUCGGAGCAACAUUAACAGGGGUGGGAGAGCUGGUCCUUGACAACAGCCUUAUUAAGCUGCAGCCCCCCAAGCAGGGCAUGCAGUACUAUCUGAGCAGCUUGAGCUUUGAGGCUUUGCUCCAGAAGCAAGAAUCAAGAGUCAAGCUCUGGAAAAUCCUGACAGUCAUUUUUGGUUUCGCCACCUGUGCCAUGCUCUUCUUCAUCCUGAGGAAGCAGUACCAGCACCGUCGGGAGAAGCAGCGCCUGCGACAAAUGCAAGAGGAGUUCAGGCAGACCCGGGAGAGGCGUGUGCGGGAAAUGAACUUGGAGGGUGGGGAAGGCGUGGAGACUAUCAAGAAUGCCUGUGUCAUCUGUUUGAGUAACAUCAAAUCCUGCGUCUUCCUGGAGUGUGGGCAUGUCUGCUCAUGUGACGAGUGCUACCAGGCCCUUCCAGAGCCAAAAAAAUGCCCUAUUUGCAGGCAGGACAUCACGCGGGUGGUUCCUUUAUACAACAGUUAAACCUUCUUGGCUGAGCAGCUGUGUGUAAAAUGUUUCUGCUUUUAGGCCAGCAGUUGGCCUGCCUGUCAGACUCCCUGGGCAGCUGCUGUCCCUGGGGCUGAAAUUUGUUGAGUGUAAUAAAGAGCAGGUUGGGAAGCUAGUUGGAUACCCAGAACCCCACAGAUAUUUGACUGAGGAGGCAGAACUAUCCCAGGGGCUAUAAUCUAGUAGAGAGUAAGUCUUUAGGUAGCUCCAGCUUCAUUUUGAUUGCACUCCAUAGGCCUUCAGGGUGCUCUGUGCAGUCUCCAAAAAUUAGGUUAAUUCUCCCCACCUAUCGUGCUGCCAGUUUCGUGUUUGUUAGGGUUGGUAUCUCCAUAGUCUUGAUUUCUGGAUUUAAGGAUUACUGUCUUGUUAUAACUGGGGCUGCCAUCGCUGUGCAGUUUGCUGCAUGUUCCAGUGACAGAAGUAUCUGGGGUAAAAAAAAAAAAAAAAAAGCUUUAAUCAGGAAGAGCUUCAUACAUUAUAGAUGACUGUUGUCAGUAGCAAGGUUCAAGUGAAGCUGUCAGCUAGUUUCACAGCCUGAAUGUAGUGCUAGGGGAUUUUUUUUAAAGGGCUCAUGCAGUGCUUCAUAUGACUUUAAUUUGAGUGAACAGUUACAGUUCUGUUGCUCUCUCCCAAUUCGCCAUCACCUUCACAAAAAAUUUUGUGCUGACUCUUAACCUUUCCUCUGCAGCCCUGGAAAUCCAUACACAGCUUGAGAUCCAGAAAGUGAAAAUGGCUAGUCUAGGUUCAGUUGAGUCAGGUGGAAAAAAUAAGAAGCAUCUAUACGGUAAAAAAUAAAUUGGAUGUGGAUUAUUGAAAUGAAUCUGAAGGGCACAGGUAACAGUAUGUGCUGGGAAGCUGUUUUCUGUCUUGCAUUCUUUUGUUUCAACUGUGUCCCCGUUGGAGCGUGAGCAGAGAUGAUAGACUGACAGAAGUGAUCAAAAGUGAAAGGCAAAUAGAAUCUCUUGUAAUUUUUGGGGUGCAAUUAUGAAAGUCUUUGACUCUGAAGGCAAGCUCAUAAUAAACAUUGCUACUUUCUACUGCAAAGUGACACCCCCUCCACUUGACAAAAGCAGUAGUAGGAUUAUAUCCUGCAAGAUUCUUGUGUUAUCUUUGUACAUAUGUAUUUCUUUUGCCUUCUGUCUGGUCUGACAAGUAAACAGAUUGGCCCAGCAACAUCGUGACAAGACUAUUCUAAAGGAUAAUCUUGAGUGAGAUCAGUUUUCUGAUGUAAUGUAUUUUGAAAUUUACCAUUAUGCCUUUCUUUGCUCCCUCCCAAUUCCAUAAGCCACACUGAUUGAACGUAAAUCACCCUCAGAAUUACUGGUUAAGAUCUGCAAAAAGGAGCGCUCAUCGUCGCGUGUUGAAUCCAGCAUAAGACGAAACAUUGCUGCUACCACACUGCACCUCUUUGUAAUAGUGAUGGUACGAAAUAAAAACUUAUCUGCCAAAGAG